AUGGUGGUGAAGAGAGAUCCUUUGAAAAUUUUAAUUUGUGGCGCUGGCAUAGGCGGAUUAUCGGCUGCAAUAACUUUUAGACUCCAAGGUCAUGACGUUGAAAUGUUUGAACAGUCCCGAUUUGCUUGCGAAAUUGGUGCCGCUAUUCAUUUACCCCCAAAUGCCUACGGUAUGUUAAAGCACUUGGAUGUCCCAAUAAAACAACUUGGAGGAAACCUUUGUGAAUAUAUAACCGAACUCGAUCCACAAGGAGAAGUUUUGAUGCAAGUGAGCACUAGCAAAUUGUUGAAAGAAUAUCCAUAUCCAUGGCAUCUAGUGCACAGAGCUGAUCUUCACUCUGCUUUGAAAACUAAGGCAACCUCGGAAGACGGCAUUGGAAAACCUGUUAAGAUCAACCUUUCUUCCAAAGUGGAGAAAGUUGAUAGCGAAGAAGGUCUCGUGAUUUUGGAGUCCGGAAAAGUUUUCAAGGGUGAUUUGGUUGUGGGUGCUGAUGGCAUUCAUUCUCUUAUACGUGAUAUUGUCACUGGAACUAGUAAUCCUGCUACCGCGUCUGGUUUUAGUGCUUUUAGAUUCUUGAUUCCUCGGGAAACCGCCAAGGCAAUAAAAGGUUUCGAAAACUUUUUAAAACAUGACGGUAAUGUUCAAAUUUGGCUCGGAGAAGAUAGAAGAAUUGUGAUAUACCCUUGCAGAAAUAAUACUACCUUGAACUUCGUGUGUAUUCAUCCUGAUUCCGCAAAUUCGGGAUCUGCAGAAGGGUGGGCUAAUCUGGGUACAAAGGAAGAUUUGCUUUCUUGUUAUAAGGAUUUCUUUCCUCCUCUUGUUGAAUUGUUAGGCCAUGCUACCGAUAUAAAGCUUUGGAAACUACUUGAACGGCCAACCAUAACAAGUUGGACCAAGGGAAGAGUUGCUUUGCUAGGGGAUGCAGCGCAUUCCUUUUUGCCCCAUCAAGGACAAGGUGGAGCCCAGGCUAUAGAGGAUGGGGUCGCAUUGGGAACUGUAUUUCCUUUGGGAAUUCCUCCUGAAGACAUUAAGGAACACUUGAAAAUAUACGAAGAAGCAAGGGUAAGCAGAGCAACGACAAUUCAACAAUUCACUAGGGUGCAAGCUCUUAUGCCAAAGGAUGGCAAGCAGUUAAAUUCCACUCAAUUUUCACAUUUCAAUUGGAGCCAUGACGCUUACUUUCACUCUCGUAAGUUGUUAGCGAGAUUUCUUGAGAAUAAGGUUUUCAAAAGGAUGCCUAUUGGCUGGGGUCCAUUGCAAGGCCCAAGACAAGACUAUUUAGGAAAACCUAUUGAUGGAAGUGGCUCUUUCCUAAGAACAGGAGCUAUCAGAAUCAAGACAACUAAAUCUUAUCUAGAGCAUUUGCUUCCUAAUGAUAAAUUUUCCAUUGACGUACCAGGAGAAAUCGCUUAUAUUACUUUUAGUAAUACCUGGACCGAUAACAUCGAAUGGCUCAGUGGGCAUGAUUACUCCCAUUUUGACUUUUAUUUAGAGAACGUUGUAUACACUAGCGACUCGGGUAAGAAGACUUGCGGAAGAUUUUUACCAUUAUUAUUAGAGGGUAGAACAGAACCAACAUUGAGCGGAAGGGAAGAACUUGGAAUGCCAAAAAUCUUUACCUCCUUGACUGAGUCUUUUGAUAUGGAGAAUGGCUACACUUUAAGUGCCUCCUGGGAGGGAUCAACUUUUCUAGAAAUGAAAAUUAAACUGCCAAAGAAGGUAUUGGAUCCACCAAAGAAACCAAAUCUACAGGGAACGAUGGAGUGGAGAUGCAUCCCCAGGCCUGGGGGUAAAGGAAAAACAGAUGCUGAGUAUGCGACAUAUACUCCUGAGCCGGUGGGUGGAGCUGAAUUUAUCUUGAAAGAAGAGUAUGAAGGAAUUCCCGAUUUAUCAUUUCUAGUAGAAAAUAUCACACCUGAAAAGCUUCCAUGUCACUACAAUGUGGCCAGAAGACUAAGCGAAAUUCCAAUCCUUGAAUUACAGAGAGGAAAAGUGUUGAUUGGUUCUGGGCUACCAGACCUCUCCAACCAAUGUGUUUUAGGUCUAUAG
This is a messenger RNA of Priceomyces carsonii, 2049 nucleotides long. RefSeq lists its product as uncharacterized. The coding region runs from base 1 to 2049 and encodes 682 amino acids. The record is from RefSeq and is a predicted model, not a curated record. Lineage: Eukaryota; Fungi; Ascomycota; Pichiomycetes; Serinales; Debaryomycetaceae. Gene Ontology annotation, molecular function: FAD binding; monooxygenase activity; lyase activity. The transcript has a single exon.